Messenger RNA from Linum tenue, 903 nucleotides. The record is from the annotation of a GenBank genome assembly. Lineage: Eukaryota; Viridiplantae; Streptophyta; Magnoliopsida; Malpighiales; Linaceae.
AUGGAAUCGGAAAGCUCUGAGGUCGACAGUGAUCGCACCGUCCCAGCCGAGGAUCCUAGCUCCGACGAGGAUUACGACGACAGCGGCAGCGACUACCCCGAAGGUCACCAAAGCCGCUACUACCCCUUCCAGCGAUCCUACACUUGCCGUCCGAUAAGCGGGAACAGUAGGGAGCAUCUGGAACAGGGGAACCUGGUCAUACUGCCGGAAUCCGCCCUGGAGUUUCUCUACAGAAACCGACCAAGCUACCCGAUGCUGUUCGAGAUCAGGAACGACUCGAAGGAGCGGGUUUCUCACUGCGGGGUGGUGGAAUUCACCGCCGAAGAAGGGACGAUGAUGGUGCCGGGGUGGAUGAUGGAGAAUCUGAAGGUGGAGGCAGGGGAGACUCUGCUCCUGAAGAGCACCACUCUCGAGAAGGGCACCUUCGCCAAGCUUCAGCCGCAUUCCGUUGCGUUCUUGGCUACAAGGGACGUGAAAGCGGUGCUGGAACAAACUCUAGGCGCCAACUUCUCCUGCCUGACCACCGGAGACACCAUUGCUAUCAACGUCGGGAGCAAGACGUUUUACAUCGACAUUGUAGAGACAAAGCCUGAUGAUGCCAUCUGCAUCAUUGACACGGAUUGCACCGUGGAGUUUGCUGUUCCUUUGGAUUACAAAGAGCCGGCGCCAGCCCCAGCGCCGCAGGAGCUCAGGGAAGAGGGAGUGGGUGGUUCUCGGGGAUUCAUACCGUUCACCGGAGCAGCAAGGAGGCUGAAUGAGACAGAGGAGGCCGCGGAUGAAGAGAUGCAGAGUGUUGGUGCAGAGCCUCAGAGAGUGCAAGCUAGACCUGUGGCUACAGCAGCUAAACCGGAGAAUAAGCAGUUUCAGCCUUUCAGUGGAAGGAAAUAUACCUUAGGUGGCUGA